This is a messenger RNA of Pygocentrus nattereri (red-bellied piranha), 507 nucleotides long. Its product is annotated as C-C motif chemokine 14-like. Gene Ontology annotation, biological process: immune response. NCBI's taxonomy places the organism in Eukaryota, Metazoa, Chordata, Actinopteri, Characiformes, Serrasalmidae. Gene Ontology annotation, cellular component: extracellular region. Gene Ontology annotation, molecular function: chemokine activity. The coding region runs from base 92 to 343 and encodes 83 amino acids. The record is from RefSeq and is a predicted model, not a curated record. The transcript is spliced from 3 exons.
UCUAGAUUUAAAGCGAAUUUAAUAAGUGUGUGAGCAUCACCAGAUCAAACUCGAGAUACCCCCAGAGAGAGGAGAGGAACUUGCGGAGAAGAUGGAGAUGAAGAUGCGCUGUGUGUGCUUGGUCCUGGGGCUGGUCCUGCUGAUGACCGUCUCCUCAGACAGUGAACCUCAUGGUGAUGGCCAUCCUGUUGAGUGCUGUUUCAGCUUCAGCGAUAUUAAAAUUCCCCCCAAACGAAUCAUAAAAGUGGAAAAAAUAUAUUUUGACUGCCCAAAGCCAGGCUACAUUGUUACUACGGUCAAGAACAAGUUCUGCAAGCAUGACAUAAAGGAAUUGACCAUUUGAAGACUAUAUUCCAGCACUGCAGCUUCUAUGUAACCCAAAUGCAACAUCUAAAGUGCAUGAAAAGUUGAUUUGCUCCUAUAUUCACCAUAUUGUGAAUUAUACUAUCGAUGCUUUUUACUGCUGUGGAUCCAAAUAACAGAAUAAAAUGAUGCAAGUGAACCGUU